Pseudophryne corroboree (corroboree frog) is the source of this 1426-nucleotide messenger RNA. RefSeq names its product RAS like estrogen regulated growth inhibitor (gene RERG). NCBI's taxonomy places the organism in Eukaryota, Metazoa, Chordata, Amphibia, Anura, Myobatrachidae. The transcript is spliced from 8 exons. Gene Ontology annotation, molecular function: GTP binding; GTPase activity. The record is from RefSeq and is a predicted model, not a curated record. The coding region runs from base 559 to 1158 and encodes 199 amino acids.
UACACUGUGUACACAGCAGCACAUGGAAUGGAGCUGUGUGUUAGGGGGGGCGGUCGCCCCGUUCGCCCCCCCCUAAAUCCGGCCCUGGGUCCCGGGGACUUCCGUCCUUAUAGCACGUGGUGAUGGCGCGAAUGCCAAGUCCAUAUUAAUCCCUGCAAUAUGCUCAGCAGCCAGUAGAGGUCGCCAGAACCUCUGUAUUCCAGCCUGCGGCGCUGCGGCUGCUCCCGUGACACAGGCGGCUCAGCCUCCCACUCAGCGACCUCCUUCUGCGGCUGUGACAGUAGCUCGGCGGCGGCUGCAGGACGUGUGUUCCCAAAUACUCCCAACCAGCUAAAACAGUGUAAGCUUCGCUCAGAAUAUCUCCAGUCUCUGCACCACCUUCACCGUCUAUUGCCACAAAGUCAUGGGAGUUUCCAGGUGUCACACUACUAGAGCUCCGAUCUGGGAUAGUCCUCCUACAGUAGAUUUGGACCAGUAGGAAGCUGACAAUGACAUAGUGACUCUGGAAUUGUGUAUUGGACUGUUUGGUACAAGAAAAUAAAAGACUGUCCUUAGAAGAUGGCAAAAAUUGCAGAAGUGAAAAUCGCUGUGUUUGGCCGAGCUGGUGUCGGUAAAUCUGCUCUUGUGGUGAGAUUUCUAACCAAAAGAUUCAUCUGGGAGUAUGAUCCAACUUUAGAAUCUACAUAUCGCCAUCAGACAACUAUUGACGAUGAAAUGGUGGCCAUGGAAUUACUGGACACCGCUGGUCAGGAAGACCCAUUGCAAAGAGAUGGUCACAUACGUUGGGGAGAAGGUUUUAUUAUUGUCUAUGAUGUCACUGACCGUGGAAGUUUUGAAGAUGUUAUGUCUUUUAAGAACUUACUAGACGAAAUAAAAAAACCUAAAAAUGUUACUUUUAUUCUGGUGGGAAACAAAGCCGACCUAGGUCACUCCCGGCAAGUUAGUACCGAGGAAGGAGAGAAACUCGCCACAGAACUGGCCUGUGCGUUUUAUGAGUGUUCUGCGUGCACUGGGGAAGGAAACAUCACAGAGGCGUUCUAUGAGCUGUGUCGCGAAGUAAGAAGACGAAAAAUGGUUCAAGGAAAGGCCAGAAGAAGAAGUUCCACCACACACGUUAAACAGGCUAUCAACAAAAUGUUAACCAAAAUUAGUAGCUGAGGAGAUUGAAUAGAAGUGAAAUGAUGUCAUACCGUUCUCUUUAUCCACUUGCUUUAAGACAUAUAUGCGAUAUCAGUAUUUAUUAUUGUUUUUUAUAACAUUGAACUGUUACGUAAACUUUAUUGUAAAUAACUAUAUUGUGUAAUAGCUUUGUUGCUUAUUUUAACAUAACUGGAAAAAAAAUGGUAAACAAUUUGUGAAAGUGUAAAAUGAGGAACAAGUCUAAAAAUUACCAGAAACUCAAUAAAAAUUAAGUAAUAAACAGCAA